Molecule: messenger RNA, 6196 nt
Organism: Salmo salar (Atlantic salmon)
Lineage: Eukaryota; Metazoa; Chordata; Actinopteri; Salmoniformes; Salmonidae
Product: ethanolamine kinase 1
Biological process (GO): phosphatidylethanolamine biosynthetic process
Cellular component (GO): cytoplasm
Molecular function (GO): ethanolamine kinase activity
Source: RefSeq, a predicted model, not a curated record
AUGCUGUCGUCACACAAAUCUUUGGUUGUCAUUCUCCGAGCCCGCCGGUGUGAGUGUCUAGCAUCGGAUGAUUUCGCGAGGGCGGUGCCAAGUCGGAGGAAAUCGUGUCGUGGACUAACCGGCUCCUGAGAAAACCGAAGAGGAUCUCACCGGUAGUUGCAUCUUCUUCAUCAGCGCCGUUGCUUUUCACACCGACAAGCCCCUGGUUUAGCUAGCUCAUUUGCUAACCAACGUUAGCCGUUUAUACCAACCAGCUCAUAAAACAACUGUUGGCUAUUUUUUAUUUUUUUAUAUGUCCCGAAUUCCAGAAAUAUCUGUUAAUAAUUCGAAACGGAAAAUAAACCACAUUAUGGAGACUGAGAUACACGUGCCUGUUGGGUCGCCGGUAAUUCGAAAAUUCCCGAUUUUCGUGGAGGAAAAUAAUGUAACGGAUGGAGCAAUGAAGCUGAUAAAGCAGCUUCGGCCAGCGUGGGACAUGAACCAUGUCAAGACCAAGCUCUUCACUGAUGGGACCACUAAUAAGCUGGUUGGUUGUUAUGUGGAGGCGAGUCCAGAAGACGUGGUUCUGGUACGUGUGUAUGGGAACAAGACGGAGCUGAUCGUCGACCGAGAUAACGAGCUCAAGAGCUUCCAGGUGCUGCAUGCUAACGGCUGCGCGCCGCGGCUCUACUGCACCUUCCAGAAUGGCCUUUGCUACGAGUUCAUGCAGGGGGACGCCCUCGGAACACAGGACGUCAGGGAUCCUACCAUACUCAGACUGAUAUCCAGGGAGAUGGCUCGUAUCCAUGCGAUCCACGCACACAACGGCUGCAUCCCCAAACCCAAUCUGUGGAUCAAGAUGAGGAAAUAUUUCUCUCUGGUCGCUACUGAGUUCACUGACCAAGCCUCCAACACCAGGAUCCAGCAGGAGGUGCCCAGCCAGGUGGUGUUGGAGCAGGAGAUGGUGUGGAUGAAGGAGCACUUGUCAAAGCUGGGCUCUCCUGUGGUGCUCUGUCACAAUGACCUGCUCUGCAAGAACAUCAUUCACAACAGCAAAGAGGGCCAUGUCCGGUUCAUAGACUAUGAAUACUCUAGUUACAACUAUCAGGCCUUUGACAUCGGGAACCACUUCAACGAGUUUGCAGGUAUGAGCGAGCUGGACUAUGGGCUGUAUCCUAGCCGUGAGAUGCAGCUGGAGUGGCUGCGUGUGUAUCUGCACGCGUACAAGGCGUCCACUAAGAAAGGAGAGGAGGUCAGCGACAGAGAGCUCGAGACUCUCUACGUACAGGUCAACAAGUUUGCCCUGGCGUCACACUUCUUUUGGGGCUUCUGGGCACUCAUCCAGGCCAAGUACUCUUCCAUAAAUUUUGACUUCCUGGGCUAUGCUGUGCUGCGUUUCAACCAAUACUUCAAGACCAAGCCUGCAGCGAUGGCCCUACAGAUCCCAGAAUGAGAGGAAUACAAGAGAAGAGAGGUACCCCAUCACCGGCACUGGCCAGGGGAGCAGACCCACUUUGAGCAGGAGAGGACUGGGCUGGGGAUGGGGGACAAGGGUUGGGGUUAAUGUUUAGGGCUGAGUAUGUGGUUAAGGCAGCGGUGUCAAACUCAUUCCAUUGAGAGCCUAGUGUAUGCUGGUUUUGGUUUUUCCUUUCAAUAAAGCCCUAGACAACCAGGUGUGGGAAGUUCUUUGCUAAUUAGUGACCUUUAUUCAUCAAUCAAGUUCAACGGAAACCUAGAGACACUUGGCCCUCCGUGGAAUGACUUUGACACUUGUAGGUUAUAACAUUAAAGGGACAGAGUGUGCAUGGACCCCAACAUAAAAUACUAUUUUAUUCCUAUUCAACUCAGUCCACCAGUCUCACCACUCAAGAUUUCCCAAUCUGCCACGGUUGGUGUGUUUUCAUUUUUUAUAUUUGAUUUAUUCUGUGAAGAAUUGAUUGACCCAGUGAGAUUCAUUCCCCAGACAGACAGGUAGCUGGAACACUCGUUUUUGGUGCCGACAUGGAGGACAGUGUGCAGACAGUUAUGUAUAUGUGGUUUCUGGGUUUGCGCUUUGGCUGUCGCUGCUCAAAGGGUGUGCUGUGGGACAGAGGAGGCAGUCAUCGUCAACCCCCUAGCCCUCAGCUUUGGCACUGAUCUAAGAGGAUUUCUUUUGCGAUUUGGUAAUGGAGCCACCUUGAAAUUGGUGUUUAUGGUAUACAUCAAACUUUACAAAAGCGAGACAAAAAAUAACUAGAAAAAAGGUCCCGCAAACUGAGUGAACACUAACGUUAAGUCCAUUCUCUCAGAUCUACACAAAGUGCCUAGGGGCUAGGGGUUGAUUUAGUACUGGCAAGUAGUUGCUUUGCAGUAAAGGGACUGUAAAUGUGAUGGGAAGAGAGGGGCUAGCCAGGACAGUGAUAUGGUAGUUUAAAAUGUCUGACGACAGAGCAUCUUCAGUUGCAGGGAGCAGCUUUGCGUCACUGAUGCUAAACUUUAAACCAGGGCUCCGUUCUCCCUCUUAGCCUCUUUUCCACCACUUUAGCUUUUAUGGUUAUGGUGACUCGCUCUGUUGAACUUUCCACUCCUCACAGACCAUUCGGAAAAUCCCAACCUCAAUCACCCCUGUCACACCCCUUCCCCCCUCUUUACCCCUCUUCCUCCCCUUUCUCUCUCCUCCUUCUGCCCUAUAUCGCUUCCUCCUCUCCCCUCUCUCUUGAUUGGCUGGGAAGGGACUUUUGCCUGAUGUGCACAUACUUACUAUAACAUCCCAACCUCUCCCCACCCCCUAUCAAGUUACAACUUCCCUAAAAAGGAGCCAAAACCUUAUAUAAUGAGGUUACUUAAACCUCAUUAAUGAAACUAUGUGUUAGGUCAGAGCAACUGAAGGCUUCAAAGGGUCUGGGACCACUAAUCCUGGGCUGAUGUUUUUGUUCUGAAGCUUGUCUAUGAGGAUGUGAGUGAGGUGACCAAGGACAAGACAGCAGGAAGUCCACACUAAGCCAGCAGUCACUUCUCUAGCUGGCAUCACAGCACACAGGUCUUUGGAGGGUCGCUGGACCAAAUAACUCCAACACCCUUCCUUACCCCAGGCAGCAAGCCCCUCCAGACCAGUUCUGACCUCUCCAUCCAGGCAUUCAGCCCUAGUUCAGUUUUCUCUAUCUGAAUUUUUUUGCAAUUCAGUGCUUUUAAGUGUCACCUUAGGUUGGCUCUUUCCUCUCCAACAAGCACUCUAAGAUCAGAGGGUCAACAUAAAAAAUGGAGGCUAGAGAGGAGAGCCAUGUUAAAGUAUGGAGAUACGCAUAACUGCCAAAAUAAUGGAAACGCUUGCGUAAAUGCAGCAUAUAUUGAAAGCAUGUGCUUCCACACAGGUGUGGCUCCUGAGUUAAUUAAGGAAUUAACAUUCCAUUAUGCUUAGGUUAAUGCAUAAAAAUGGUGGGUAAAAUGGUCAUUAUUCUGACUACAUGGCUAUGCCCCCAUAGGAUGACAAUUCCCCCAUCCACAGAUCACAAGUGGUCACUGAAUGGUUUGAUGAGCAUGAAAACAAUGUAAACCAUAUGCCAUGGCCGUCUGUCACCAUAUCUAAACCCAAUUGAACACUUAUGGGAGAUUCUGGAACGGCGCCAUCAACAAAACACCAACUUAUGGCAUUUCAAGAGUUCCAGACACUUGUAGAAUCUAUGCUAAGGUGCAUUGAAGCUGUUCUGGCUUGUGGUGGCCCAACGCCCUAUUAAGACACUUUAUGUUGGUGUUUCCUUUAUUUUGGCAGUUACCUGUAUAUUGUCCAGCCUGCCCUGUGAUUCUUCCAAAUCACCACUAGGGGGAGAAAGGGAGUGCUGACCCCUGCAUUGCCCUCCCCUGGUUGUCUCCUGUUACUGACGGGGUUAAUAAUUCACCAGUCUGACAGGGGGGACAUCAAUCAUUCAGCAGACUGUGGCUUACCAGCCUGAGCAGGCCAGGCCCAUAACUCUGGCCUGGAGUCAAGAAGUCUCUCUCACCUGUCAGUAACUAACAUGAGUUAAUCAUUUAUUAUUAUUUAAAAAAAAUUCAACACAAUGUUGAAGAGAAGGACUCCCUGCAGUUCCUGCCUGGUUGUUAUGAGGAGUCACUAGCCUCGUGUGCCAGGCCUCUUUGUUCCCCUAGUAAACGCCAAAAUAUGUUGUCUUGCAACGUGGUGAGCCUGAGUCCCUGAGCAGCCUCUUGGCUCUGGGCUGGGACCGACUCAGAAGAGCUCGCCUUUUUGUCCCUUGUCACCAGCCGUACAGGCUGGGAGGGUAGAUGGAGUAAAGCCAUUGUCACCAACUCUGGUCCUAUACGGCAACACUACAGAUACUAACACACAUGGUUCCACUAAUCAUCGGUGUGUUAAUGCUGUGCUGGAACAAAAGCCUGCAACUCUCCAGGACCAGGGUUUUUGACCACUGGAGUAGUGCUAAGCAGAGCAUCCACAACAUAUAGAAAUGCAACAAAUGGAAUGGAAAUGACUCGUACAUAUGAUGUAGGAUUGGGUCCAUUUCCAUACGAUACAUUUCUAUCUGCAACAUUCCAAACCUUUUACCCCUCUGAGUCAGCGUUGCAGGGUUUUUAUGAGUGAGUGGAGUUGGUUGUGAGAAGAACCUUUUAUUGUAGUGUUUCCUAAAUGGAUGGUCCAGGCCAAUCCCUCUUGUAUCAAGGUUGUAAGACCAUUAUGGACAGAGACAUUACUUUGACAGGCUUUAGGUGAGUCACAACUCCCCAUCUGCUCUACGUGAUAUUUGCCAGUAGACCUUGGGUUGAACCGAGAGUUGACUAGUGCUGAUUGAAGAGCGUAAUGAAUUCUUGUUUAUCAUAAAUGUAUAUAUGUGAAUGUGUUUCCUUUGAAUGGACCGUAACAUUUCAAUUGAAACUAAAACUGUAUUCUCCUGUUAGGGUGCAUCUCUGUGUUGCUUUCAUCCUGUGUUUGGUGAUUUUUAAGGAGAGAUGAGUAGGAGAAGCCACUUUUAGAUUGAGACUGACCAUAAGAGUAUGAUAAGGUGGUUGAUGUUCUAUGCACCAAAGCACUCCCUGGGGUCUGUGUGCUUCCUAUUCAGAAGUCACUGAUGGCCAAACAAGUUAACUGAUCAAGAACAUCAGUUUUUUUUUUGUUAAAGGGUAAAUAUUGCAACAGGUAUGAAUAAAUUGGGAUUAAUGGUUAAAAUCACAUUUGUGAUUAGAAAGCGACAUAACUUACUUCUAUCCUUAAUAACAUGGCCUGAUAGUGGUGUUAUAAAUGAGUCUGCUUUCUGAACGCUCAAUCAACCAAAAAUGAUCCUGGGUUUCAUGGAAAUGCACCCACUUAUUGAUGUGAUGGGUAUAAUACAGAAGGUUAAGGCUGCUUUUCUAUUCUCAAACUUUCCCCACAUUCUGCCUAUGCCUGUGUUACCUCCCCAAGGCAGAUUUUAAAGCUUUAGAUAAGUGUAAAUGGUGUGUACCAUUUUUUGAUAGUAAGAUGGUGGAAACACCCUCCAGCCUGACACUUAUCCAACCCUCUCAGAUCUUUGAGGGCACAUGGACGGGAGCGAGUUGAAGAAUCGGACCCUACUGUAGAAGUAGCUAUAUAGCAGUACCAUACACUACAUCAUAUGCCUUCACUGGAAGAGCAUUGAAAGAGGUUUGAUUUCCAUUAGUUUUAUUGAGGGUGUCCAAGAAGACGUUGCAUUCAGUCAUUCAUUAAAGUUAGUUAAGGUUCGGAACUGAGGUGUGUACUAAUGUGGUACCUGAUUUUAUUAUUCUUGUUAUUCCAGCAUAGGAUAUGUGCUGGCUAUGGAAGGCUUAUAUCCUGAUGGUGUUUUUAGACUAGAAAUGUUUAAAGGAGGUAUUUAUUGGGUGAACCGGUCAUUGGCUUUCUUUCAUUUAAAAAAAAUAUAUACAGUACAUACCAAAAUGGUUAGCGUCAAGGCUUGCAGUUCAUUUGAAAUUAACUUGUGUGUGAAUGUACUAAACUGGCUUAACUUGAAAACCCACUGUACAGAACUUGAUUUUACUUUCUAACUGUUCAUUAGAAUCUGUAAAAGAGGGCCCAACAUUAAGAUGUAUGUGAUGUUUGUGCUGGCGUGUGUAGGGAGUCAGCCACUCCUGAAGAGGACGCUGUAGCAUUAAAGGCCAGCGGAGAGGAGACAGGUUGUAAAUACUGUGAAAAUCUGACUACAGUGAUCCUCCAAACUUCUGGGAGAGUCAUUUAAGUAAAGUAAAUAUUUCCAUUAAAAAAAACUUGUAUGGA